Messenger RNA from Closterium sp. Naga37s-1, 591 nucleotides. The record is from the annotation of a GenBank genome assembly. Lineage: Eukaryota; Viridiplantae; Streptophyta; Zygnematophyceae; Desmidiales; Closteriaceae.
AUGGAAUCUCCGGCGUACGCCGGGCAUCUCCUCGUGGCCGACACGAUCACGCGCAUCAUGAACGAACGGAACAGCAGGCAGGACGCGGCUUUCGAGCGCCUCCUAGCUGUCCUCGAGCGCAUGGCGCCAGCACCGUCAAGCAAGGAACCUCCCGCGACUGGCGGAACGGCGUCACCCGGGGGUCGCAGUGGCACAACUCCAUCAGAUGGGCCGCCCCGUUCCGACCCUUCUACGGCGCCUUCCGUGAUCAUGGCGCCCCCUUCAUCGGCGCCGCGCAGACGCGUCCUCCUCAUGGCGCCUAAGCCAGGCAGCGUGAAUGCGGGUGCCGAAGCGGUGGCGCCGCUCGACCACCUCCGCACGGGAUGUGGCGGGAGUUGGAUGCCACCGAUACUGUCGCAUGCCAUGGCGCUCCCACCACGGGUUCCUUGCGCGCGUCGGUGGUCCGCGCGUUCUUCCGCGUGCAAUCCCCCGACAUUCUUCCUGCUGCUCGAUCAUGUUGUGAAGAAUGACAGCACACCCCACCCCCGCACACACCCUCCACAGCUUGCACUCGUGGCAGUUACUGAAGAUCCUCCACCUGCCUUUGAAUAG